AUUACCGCCCUGGUUUAAUCAGACACCCAGACCUCUUUUGUUAUGUACAUGCAAACCAGCGCCAAUUGGAUUUACUGUACAAUUUACACUAACGGCUUAUGUUUCUGAAAACGUCUGGUUUUACCUAACUCAACCUUUUGGCCACAAUGCGGCCCGCAUAUUUAGUUCUUUUAUAUGCGCUUGUUAUCCUUACCAAAACUUCAGCCGGAUUGGUCGAGUACUCGGACCUAGCUCUCUCUCAUCCUACCGAUGGAAGCCUAAAUUUCCUAGGGCUUGGCGACAAGUUCUCUGGGUUUGCCAGGAAGGCACCUGCUGUCCUGGAUCCGCAGUUCCUUCAGGAGUUUGGAGCUCAGGGCUACUUGCACGCCAACUUCAACCCUUUGGGAGAGAACGCUUACGAGACCUCCUCCGUGCAGUACGUUGCAUCCCUUAAGAACGCAAGCAUUUGUGGAAGCGAGGGCGACGUCUGGGAUUCUGCAGGCCGAUUGUAUCGGGCCAACACCUGGGUGCGACAUCCAAGCUCGAAGCUGCAGGCCUGGAAGGAGGAGGCCGAGUCUUACGGCGUGAAGCACUUCAAGCGUCUCGCGACGGCCGUCCACCGUGUUUCCUUCAUGUAUUUCCACUUCAUGACGGAGGUGUUACCGAAGGUUGCUAAGUUUGCCCCAUUCCUUGAGGCUGAUCCUGAGCUGAAGCUCCUUACAUACGGCAGUCCGUUCGAGCUUGCAUGGAUAAGGAAGCUCGGCGUUCGGGAAAGCCAAUUGGUUACGUUCGACCCGAUGUAUGCAUACCAAGCCGACGAGCUUCUCAUGACUAAUCCGGUGGAAAUUUCGCGGACUCCGAAAGAGGAUCUUGAGAAGGUUCUGACGGCCUUGGAGAUCCCUCCGCCACUGCCAGAGAGCCAGCAGGAGAGCUUUGUGUACGUGUCUAGGCGUCUGGCAGCUGACCGCCGUCAGACCAACGAAGACAGCCUCCUUGAGGCGCUUCAAGCCGAGGCAACGUCCCACGGCUUGCGCUUUGUCGUUCACGAUGGCAGCCCUGGCAUGACUCCCGAGGAGAAUAUUGAAAUCUUCCGCCAUGCUAAGGUUGUCAUGGGUCCUAACGGAGCCGGCUUGGCGCACAUGCUGUUCGCUCCGCCCGGUGCUACCCUGAUUGAGCUUAUGUUCAUCAACAAUACGGGCAUGGACUUGUGGCAUCUUACCGCCGCCCUGAAGCAGGAUUAUUACAUGGUCCCUCUGCCCCGGUCGCAUUGGCUGGACCCCGGGUCAGACGUGCCCAUUGAGCAAGCGGUGUCGACACUACGCUGGGCUAUUGGCGAGAAGACCGGGGCUAAGCCAGAAUGCCCGAAAGGUUCAGCUCCUGACGCCUCAGGCACCUGCGCGCUCUGCCCUCCGGGAACGUUCAGCACGGGUUACGACAAGCAAUGCAUGGCGUGCUCGCCUGGCUGGGUUGCGGAGCGCACUGGAAGCGGAUACUGCCACGUGUGCACUACAGCGACACACGCUUCAGGGCCGACGUCAUGCACGUCAUGCCCUCAGGGCACGCUGACCGCCAUGCCGGGCUCCACCAACGCCGGUGAAUGCCUGGACCCGGACUCCUUGACCAAGGUGAAGCAAACCUGGCUGCCAACCGAAGCUGUCGUUUCGAAGGUGUCAGCGUACUACAAGUCAAUCAGCCGGCGCCAAGCGGUAAAAGUUGACUUCUCAGAGCUGCCGCUGAGGGUGAAAGACCGCAUCAUGAGCGAACUUGACGCUUGCAGCAGUUACACCCAGACUAUGUACGGCUGCUCCUCAGCGGCGGAGGACUCCUCUCCGCCGCCUGUUGCUGUGCUUAGCAAGGAAUUUAACAUUACUGCCCUGGGCAACGGUCCACUCUCAAACUGCUCGGUUAUGUACUACGACUCGUACAUGACGCUGCAGCCGACAGGCGUGACUACAGACAAAGACGGCAAUGCCAAGCUUAAAGUCACUGUCCCGAGUGAUCUCGUCCUUCUUUCCCUCGCCAACUGUGUCGAGCAACGCUCAAACCGCUCUGGCUUAAGCUUUACCGGGGUUUAUGCGCCCUGGCGUUCGAAUGGCGUAUCUAUCGUCAGCCCCAUUGGUGGCCUUACCUCGACUGCCGUAUCCUCGAAGUCGUGGCCCACCGCCAGCGCUUUCAACGCCAACUACACCACGAUCCUUGGUGAGCUUGGCUUCACAAGCGCUAUGAUCAAGCAGUACGGCAAUAGCGGCGCGGAGGUAGCGGCGUACGACUUCGAAGAUGCAACCUACCAUCCUGACAACAACACCGAGAAGACUAUGGGAGCCUACAUGACAACACAGCAGUUGACCGUGUACGGCAUCGCCAACAUUUGGGUUCCGUUCCUUGCCGGCAUGAGCAAGUCCGGAAGCAAGAUUGGGUCCAGAAGGGCUACCCGGGCGUUGCUGUCCAGCAUGACUACCCAGCUUGGAGCCAGAUUGUUGAACAUGUCGUCAUCGUCCUCUCAGCAAUUGAUGUUCCAGCAGGCCUAUCGUCUUUUAGGAUCCUCAUCUCAAUUCCGCCGCCACCUCCUAGACGCGGAUAGCGAUGCCUUGGCAGCUGUCGCCAGCCAGAUCCAGGCCCUCGCGGAUUCAGUCUCCCAGUCUGUCGCCCUGCAGGCCGCUGUCGCUGCAAAGUUAGCUGAUGCCGUUGCUUCGGGCACCGCCUACUCGGGAGACUUGCAAUCCCUCCUAAUCACCGUAAACCAGGUGUCAGUGGCUCAGGCGACUUCAAUCGCAGCUGCGGCCGCUGAGCUGUCUGCUGGAACGCUCUCUGUGGACUCGUUCCGUGCAAGCUACACGGGAGACUCCCUCACUCAGCUGAUCAAGUCCAUUACGGUUGACCUGCCGGAUUCGGAGGAGGACAAGAAGAAGAUCAAUGUCGGUGCCAUUGUCGGCGGGGUGGUUGGAGGCGUGGUCGGGCUUGCCGUUAUUGGGCUCAUCGUCUACGUCAUUAUCAGGAGGAAGAAAGCCCACAUCCAGCCCAAGGCCCAGGGCGGCCAGGCUGCUGCUGGUGGUGGGGAGCAAAAUGCUUAAGCGCUGCCAAUUGGCGGUGUUAUUCAAUAAAAUCCGUAGGAUGACAACCAACCUGGUUACAUAGCAGGCAAGACGCUCCGUGACCGCAGGUGAUCACGUACCUAUAUUUUCUUACGCCGAACCCUACCGGCUUUGGGGUUGUAUAUUUUGGUGUGUAGGGUUUUGUCAAACGGACGAUGGCUAACUAAUUGUUUGCCUCGUAACUUGUGCUACCCGAACGCAACGUGAUGCAAAUGUAGAUGUUUACCUGUCUAGUUUAUAAAUUCCGCCGGUGUACGCGUAAUCAUAGCAUACCGUACUAUAAUAAAUGUGCAUCUCUUCCGUCGGUACUUUGACCGUGAUCUGACGCUCUCUUUCCAAACCGUCUCCCUUGAGUGGUAAUUAAUUGGUGCGAGGGAUUAUGACAAGAUGACGGUAUUUGGUGCCUGUCCAUGUGCAGAGAUGUGCAGGGGUACUGUGCAGUGAAGUAUUGCCGGUAUGUAGCAGGCUUUGACGUCACGUUUCAGCAUUGUGAGCAAUCGGUCUGAUGUCAUCAUGUUCAGCCUGUUCGGGUCGUAGUCUGCGGCCCGUACAAUACCUUGGAGGUCAUUCGUCUGGCGGUUGCAAUAGACCCCAGGCUGUAACUAGGAUAGGGACAUGUGGGUGGAAGAGCAACCUGCUGGUGAACGUCGCAUCCAAGCGCGCCGCAUUUUUAAGGGGCCCCGGCUCACAUGUACGAGCAAUAUGGCCUUACGCUCCCUCCACAUUUUGCGCACCAUCGGCAUCGGCGUUGCGAUUGUAAUUCGUAGCUUAUG
Astrephomene gubernaculifera is the source of this 3844-nucleotide messenger RNA. The record is from the annotation of a GenBank genome assembly. Lineage: Eukaryota; Viridiplantae; Chlorophyta; Chlorophyceae; Chlamydomonadales; Astrephomenaceae.